CUAGGGGGUGGAGUCGGAAAAAACGUCACUUCCGGGAUCUGCAUCUGACGUGUCUAAAAAGUGUUUCACGCUACAGAGGUGGCUCCAACUCGUGGGGGGGUUUACUUUCUAUUUAAGUAUUUUGGUUUACGUGGUGUCAAGAUGCUAGAUUUCUUCACCAUCUUCAGCAAAGGGGGCAUAGUGUUGUGGUGCUUUCAGGGAACCGGCGUGACGGAGUCCUUCACCGGGCCUGUCAACGCCCUGAUCCGCUCCGUCAUCCUUCAGGAGAGAAGUGGGAAUAACUCUUUCAACCACGAGGCCCUGAGUCUUAAGUAUAAAUUGGACAACGAGUUCGAGUUGAUAUUUGUGGUGGGUUUUCAAAAGAUCCUGACGCUGACCUACGUGGACAAGUUCAUAGAUGACGUCCAGCUGCACUUUAGGGACCGUUAUAAAAAUGAACUGGAGCAGAAGGGAGCCAUGAAGCUUCUUAACAACAGCUUUGAAUUUGAUUAUGACUUCAAAAUGCUUCUUAGAGAGGCAGAAGAGAGCGGCAAAGCUCGAAGCCCUGCCCCCAUGCGGUCUUUUAAGGAGUCCGAGAAAUCCCAAAAAACUGUGAAGUCAAUGAUCGAAACAAAAGGUGGGGACAAAGGAAAAGAACAAGGUAGCAAGAAGAGCAAACAUACCAAAAAAGAAGCUCCCGCUGCAGAUGUCGUGAAAGAAGGCAAAGCCCUGUCUUCUUCAGGCCAGAAGCUGGUUGAGAAUGGCAACAGCGGCCUGACACCCGAAGAGAUCAUGCAGAAGAAGAGAGAAGAAUUCUUCCGCAAGCGUACGGGGGCACCUCCUGAAAAAGUCAGUAAGUCUCCAAAGCCUCAGAAGCCCAAGGAGAAAAAGGGGCGUGUUUGGGAAAUGGGUGGUAGCAGCACCAAGGACCUGGACUAUAGUGAUAGGAAUGGAGACUGUUCUAAUGGCGGUGACCAAAACCAGGAUGCACUAAUUGACCCUGGAAUGCAGCUAAGCCCCAUGAAGGGGGACUUGCUCUCUGUGGAAUGUGAUUCCAGUGAGGAAGAAGAGAUGGAGGAGGAGGAGGAAGAAGAGAAGGAGAGAGUGUCUGUAAAUGACACAAUCAAAACAAGCUCCAAAAAGAGUGGCGGUUUUGGGGGCAUGUUCGGGAUGCUGAAGGGCUUGGUGGGCUCCAAGAGCUUGAGCCUGGAGGACAUGGAGCCCGUUUUAGAGAAGAUGAGGGAGCACCUCAUUGCUAAGAAUGUAGCAACCGACAUCGCCGCUCAACUUUGUGACUCUGUUGCCAAAAAACUGGAAGGCAAAGUCAUGGGCACAUUCACCACUGUUGCCUCGACAGUAAAGCAGGCGCUGCAGGAGUCGCUGGUGCAGAUCCUGCAGCCCAAACGCAGGGUGGACAUUUUGAGAGACGUCAUGGAGGCGCAGAGCCAGAGAAGACCCUUUGUCAUCACCUUUUGUGGUGUCAACGGGGUCGGAAAGUCCACCAAUUUGGCAAAGAUCUCUUUCUGGCUGGUGGAGAACGGCUUCACGGUGCUGAUCGCCGCCUGCGACACGUUCCGCGCCGGGGCGGUGGAGCAGCUGCGCACGCAUCAGCGCCGCCUGAACUCCCUGCAUCCUCCGGAGCGGCAUGGAGGACGAGCCAUGGUCCAGCUCUAUGAGAAGGGCUAUGGGAAGGACGCCGCCGGAAUCGCAAUGGAGGCCAUCGCUUACGCGCGUAAUCAGGCUUUCGAUGUGGUGCUGGUGGACACUGCCGGGCGUAUGCAGGACAACGCCCCCCUUAUGACAGCCCUGGCUAAGCUCAUCGCGGUCAACAUGCCAGACCUCGUCCUGUUUGUCGGGGAGGCUCUUGUGGGCAACGAGGCAGUCGAUCAACUGGUCAAGUUUAACCAGGCUUUGGCAGACCACUCCAUGUCUGACAAGCCUCGUCUCAUUGAUGGAAUCGUCCUCACCAAGUUUGACACCAUAGAUGACAAGGUGGGUGCUGCUAUCUCCAUGACUUACACCACAGGCCAGCCUAUUGUGUUCGUGGGCACCGGGCAGACCUACAACGACCUGCGUAGUCUCAACGCCCGCGCCGUGGUUAGCGCCCUGAUGAAAGCUUAAAACAACAACAAAGGCUGCAUGUCAAUGGUGUUUGUCGGUGGUUGUACCGAUCAAUACCAGUCUGCCACGCUGCCUGCCUGCGCUUCUCGCCCUCCUCGCCACCUUCUUGCGGUUAAUCUAAGGAGUGUCCCGUCUCAUUGCUCAGGACAUUAUUCUGGAUGAUCCAGAGGAGCUUUUUUUUUUUUGUUGUUACUUUUUCUCUUUGGGCCAAAAUCAAAGUACCUCAUCUUCGUUUUGACAUACUGUAGCUGACUAAUGGAUCUCGGGUUUAUUCAGUAGGAACUACAAACUAAAUGUCAGUUGUCCCUUAUUGGUGGAAAUAAAUAUAAAAAGGUCAGGUUGA
Molecule: messenger RNA, 2443 nt
Organism: Nerophis lumbriciformis (worm pipefish)
Lineage: Eukaryota; Metazoa; Chordata; Actinopteri; Syngnathiformes; Syngnathidae
Gene: srpra
Product: SRP receptor subunit alpha
Biological process (GO): intracellular protein transport; SRP-dependent cotranslational protein targeting to membrane
Cellular component (GO): endoplasmic reticulum membrane; signal recognition particle receptor complex
Molecular function (GO): ATP hydrolysis activity; GTP binding; signal recognition particle binding
Source: RefSeq, a predicted model, not a curated record